CUCCGCUGGUCUCGGCGAGUUUCACGCAGAGACUUUCAGGACGAGUCGCUGCUCGAGGAUGCCGAGAGACUCGCGCGUCGUCGUCUAAGAUCAAACGGUACCACGUUCGAGUUUCGAGCCUUUCGAGCUCGCGGGAAAAAUGGCGGACGGGUCGCGGCGGUGCGGAUUUUUCAAAUCGGAGCCGACCACCUAGGCGCGGUGCGCCCAGGUGCGCCUACUCGAGCAUUCCUGCGCGCUCCGACGACCAACUGGAGGAAGAAAAAAAGCCCGCGAGCGACCGGGCGUUGCUCGCGCGACUGUUACGCGAGUCGCCGAGGUAGUCACUCGUCGAGGACACGUGGAUGGCUCGGAUGGGGAAGCUCGCCCUGCCAGAAGGUCCCGCGAUGCGCUCCUAGUGGCCUCGCAGACGUAAUCGAGCGACACCUGUCCCGAGCCGAUCGUCGAGAUGACGAGAAAGUUGAGCAAGUUUUUGAUACUCUUCGACAACACGAACUUACUCUACUUUCCCGGACACUUCUUGUCUGGCAGAGUGCUCAUUGAACUGGACGACGAGGCCUAUGUCUCGGGACUCCAUUUUCAUGUUAUCGGCGAAGGAGUUGUCAGGGUACGAAGUCAACGGGCCGAAAGAGUUUACGACAAGGAGAGUUACAUAGACUUUCGAAUGAGGCUUCUGGGAGAGCCAGGUGAAGGACCAUCCUUGUUAUCACCGGGUAUUCACAGUUUCCCUUUCAAAUUGGGAUUGCCUUUGGGUCUGCCUUCCACAUUUCUGGGUAAACAUGGAUGGGUCCAGUAUUAUUGCAAGGCAGCCCUCAGGGAACCAGGGGGCUUAACGCAUAAAAAUCAACAAGUAUUUAUCGUCAUGAAUCCUAUCGAUUUGAAUCUCGAGCCGCCGAUUUUAGCGCAACCGGCGAGACUGGAGGUGGAGCAACGCGUAGGUGUAUCUUGCGUCUCUGGAGGUCCUGUCUUCUGUCGUGUAAGCCUAGAUAGAGGUGGAUACGUCCCUGGAGAAACCAUUGGCAUUUCAGCUACAGUCAGCAAUCGAAGCAAAGUGACGAUGAAGUCAACAAAGGCAUCGUUAACUGAAACUAUUCAAUACCUAUGUCGAGGCAAAGUCCUCGCCAGUGAGACAAGAGAAUUAGCAAGCGUGUCUAGGGGGAAAAUUCGUCCUGGCGAGGGUGAGGAAUGGCUAAACGAACAAAUGUACGUUCCACCAUUGCCACCUACCAACCUUAGGGGAUGUCAUUUGAUCAACGUACUCUAUCAUGUUUAUUUUGUAAUUAGCCCGAAGAGUUUGGAUAAGGAGAUAAAACUACAGAUACCAAUUGUCCUGGCGACAUACCCCCUCAGGCAAGAAGGAGCUCCUGCGGGAACGGCACCAUCAAAAAGAGGAGCUCACUACCCCUCGACUUUACCCAUUUUUCGACCGUGGCUUGACGAUAAAGCUUUCGAGGUGCAGGAAUGAGAAUUGAACUGAAAAAUGAAUGAAACAAAAUGUAAUUGGAAUCAGUCAAAGCAACGUUUUAACAAAAAACGCUGACGAGCAAGUGCCGAAUAUUUUUUAUUCAUGUAAUAAUAGUAACGCGUAGUUAAGGAAAAAGUACUUGGCACCUGUUCUUUGAUACUUUGACACUAAUUAAAUUGAUCUGUCUUGUCUAGUGUGUUAGACAACAUAAGAUAACAUUAUUUUAUCACUCUCUAUUAGAGAGAUUAUUUGUUGUGACGCGAAAAAUGUGUUUUGGACAAUUACAUUUUAUUAGAAUGUGUAUAAUGCAAUAUUACACAUGACGUCACAGAUGUUUUAUUUUUAUUACUAUUUGCUACUGUUUUAUGUAUGUAUGUACUGAUAGAACUGCCAUAUUCGUAUAUAUUUAAUGUGUAAAGAUGAUGGAACGCGUAUUACCGUACUCAAACAUUCAGAUUUUAUAUUGUUUUCAUUCGGACAGGAUAUCUCUCAGCGGUACUUCACUUAUAAAACUAGCCCAUAGGUCCUGAAAAUAUUUCUGAAUACGGAGAUUAAGCGGAUGUAAUGAAAGAUGCGUGCAAUGUAACUGCGUGUAAAAACGGCUGUCAUAUAAUAAUGUCGAGAUAAUAAAUCAAUUAUUAAUUACCAGUCUA
Orussus abietinus is the source of this 2115-nucleotide messenger RNA. It is a transcript of the gene Vdup1, whose product is annotated as arrestin domain-containing protein 2. The record is from RefSeq and is a predicted model, not a curated record. Bases 446 to 1462 code for a protein of 338 amino acids. Lineage: Eukaryota; Metazoa; Arthropoda; Insecta; Hymenoptera; Orussidae. Gene Ontology annotation, biological process: protein transport. Gene Ontology annotation, cellular component: cytoplasm. The transcript is spliced from 6 exons.